Molecule: messenger RNA, 1348 nt
Organism: Aedes aegypti (yellow fever mosquito)
Lineage: Eukaryota; Metazoa; Arthropoda; Insecta; Diptera; Culicidae
Product: UPF0553 protein C9orf64
Exons: 2
Coding region: 149-1249 (366 amino acids)
Source: RefSeq, a predicted model, not a curated record
CAAAUAGAAUGGAUUUUCCAGCCCAACACAUGAACAAACAUACAUGUGCACUAAUAAACCCUUACAAUCAUUUUGAAUGCGAGUCUAGAUUUUGGUUUCCCGCAUAACGAAAGAAGAGAGUGAGAGCCGGACUCUUAUUUUGUUGUUGAUGUUCCGAACUGUGAUUCGUUUACAUUCAAAUUUGUUUCGCGCCAUUCGCAAGCAGGAAAAAGUUUCAGUUUUUAAAUCGUCAAAAAUGGCCACUAUGUCCCCAGCUGAAUCCGGUGAAUUCAUCGUCAAAAACGCCAAAUUUGUAAAAGUCCACGAGGAGGGAAUCAAACAUUUGGCCAAAGAGGUGAUAAGCGGCAUCCAAUCGAAGGUGAUUGAUGUGGAAAACUUUUCUCAGCACGAGCACCAUCCAAAGCCGAGUGAUUCUCAUGCCCCAAAUUGGAUCUUUCUGAUUGAUACGCUAAACUUUUGCUUCUGGACACCGGGUGAUGCUACCAAGUGGAAAGUAGAUGGCCAAACCGGGUACUUCUCGCUGUGUGCUGCCAUCAACCGAGCUCUGAAGGAGGGAAUCGACAUCACCAAUCCAUCGUUCUAUUCAAAGAUCACUUUAGAAGAAUUGGAGAAAAUUCUUCGCUCAGAUGAUGGUCAAACCAAGGCUCCGCUUUUGCCAGAACGCGUUCAAUGUCUGCAUGAAGUUGGACGAGUGCUUCUCGAGAAAUAUGAUGGAAAGUUUGAAAACUGUGUUAAAGCAUGCAACAACUCGGCUGUAGCUUUGCUGAAGUUGGUAACAGAAGAGUUUCCAUGCUUUCGCGAUGAAGCCACUUACAAUGGAAAGCGGGUGUCGAUCUACAAACGGGCUCAAAUCUUGGUAGGAGAUCUAUGGGCUUGCUAUCGCGGCGAAGGUUUGGGACGAUUUGACGACAUUGACAAGAUCACCAUGUUCGCCGAUUAUCGCGUUCCUCAGGUGUUGGUACAUUUCAAGACGAUGGAAUACACCGAUGAGCUUAUGCAGUUGCUAAAGUCAGAUAAAAUCAUAGAGAAUGGAUGCGCCGAAGAGGUUGAAAUCAGAGGGGCUUCCAUUUAUGUUGUCGAACGGCUGAAGGAGGUUGUGCUGGAAGAAUUGAAGGCAAAUCAUCCGAACAUUUCCGCCAAGAACGUGAACGCCGUCCUGUUGGACCAUUUCCUGUGGGAUUAUCGUAGGAAGCACGCCGCCGAAUUGGAAUACAUUCCAUUCCAUAAGACGAUCAGCGUCUAUUAUUAGGGGUACCUGCCAUCAUUUGAAUUAUUUCUCUCAGGAAUGUACGCCACAUAUAAUCAAUUGAAACAGAAAAUAAAAACAGUUGAAAUAUUAUAAAAUAAA